This is a messenger RNA of Polypterus senegalus (gray bichir), 1252 nucleotides long. RefSeq names its product interferon-induced protein 44-like. Bases 122 to 1252 code for a protein of 376 amino acids. The transcript has 7 exons. NCBI's taxonomy places the organism in Eukaryota, Metazoa, Chordata, Cladistia, Polypteriformes, Polypteridae. The record is from RefSeq and is a predicted model, not a curated record.
UUAACUAGAACUACUGGUUACAGUCACAAAAAUCAGGUCCAGCCCACCCGCCGUAGCUCGUGACACCGCGCUUGACUCACUCACCAGGGCAGAGGGAGAAAACGGACCAAAUCUGAACGUAAUGAAGAGAAGCGGGGUGAAAUGUGGCAAUCCGGUGCCGGUUACAAAGAAACAUCUCAGCAUGGCCACAUCAUGUCCUCAGCUGGAUAGGCAGACUGAGAAGCAGCUCUGUAUGUUUUUUAAUGGCAACGUGAAGUUCAGUUUGCUCUACCAGGGCAGCUGCCAUGGGUUUAACUUCACUGAAAUACAGCACAAGUGUACCAAUCAAGGCCAAAUCAUAAUGGUGGGCUACCUGGAGGAUGGCUUGGUUCUGGGAGGCUGUAUGAGCAAGGGGCUCAUAAAUCAGAACACAACCUUAAAGGAUGAGACCGCCUUUCACUUCUCAGCUAGCCAGUCGGAGCCAGUGAAGACCGUCCAUUUUGAGCACAAUGCAGUUCGGUUUGACAGUGACCUGCGUUUCUUUCAGUCCAAUGUUAGGAACAACACUGUGAGUGUCACCAGCUCUCAGCUGGAAGGAGAAAAGAUCCUGGAGGAGCUGGAGGUGUACCGGGUAGAAGAGGCCUGUGACCUUUUGGAGACGCCCUGGAGAGAGCUGACCUCCACCGAGGAGAAAAGGAAUCUUCUCAAAGAGUCUGUUGUUUCCUACAAACCACCCACUGAUGCGGUUUCUCAGGCCAGAGUCUUGCUUGUGGGCCCAGUGGGAGCAGGAAAGUCCAGUUUCAUCAGCUCGGUCUGCUCUGUUUUCCAUGGCCGGGUGUCCAUCCAGGCAAUGGUUGGUACAGCAGCAAGGAGUUUCACCACAAAGUUUAGAUCAUAUACCAUCAAAGCUGCCCGAGGAGGUGAGGCCACCCCACUGGUUUUGUGUGACAUGAUGGGACUGGGAGAGAACGAUUUGUCAGGAGUGAAGGUGAAGGAUGUGCUGCAGGUGAUCAAGGGACACGUGCCUGAGGGGUACAAGGGAAUGGAUAUUAUCACAGCUCACCGGCUGGUUGAAGGGACAGUGGACAGUCUCCGGCAGAGUGCUAGGAACUUUGAAGGAAUUAAGUGUGCAGCUGAUAAGUUUGUGCAGCGGGCUAAAAGAAAGCUGCAGGAAGAAGAAGAGUUAAGGACCAUUGAUGUGAAAGUCCCAUACGAUCAGCAGUUUCUGAUUGACUCCUACCAGCCUGUGGGCACAAUUGAUCCAGACCACUGA